AUGUCCGCAACUGCAGAAGAAAAAUUGCGAGCUUUGGCAGAACUGCCCCCAAAGGAAAUGUACGCCAGACUGUGCGAGGUAAAGCAGCAGGCCGCAGAGGAGGAUCUGGACUACCUGGGCGAGAAAAUAGAGAAGCUGCUGAAGGCGGAAAAGACCGCAAAGAUCAUGCCUGUUUUGCACUCUGCAGUGGAGGUGCUUCGAAUAUCCGCGCCGUACAACCCGUUCUCGGAGGAAACGGUGCAGGGCCUGUUCAAACACCUUGCAAUUCGAGGCCCAAAGCAGGCAGAGGACAAAAAGGCGCUCGAGAUAAUAGCGUGCUACAAAAUGGUGGCGCUCCUGGAAAACGUAAAGACCGUGAACAGCCUGGCAGAGCUUGCCUUACUGAAUCUGUCGCAGAAGUGGAGCCUUGAAAUGCUCCAGUCUAUUGUUGAGGAGAAAGAGGAGGAUCUUGGAAAGGAGGUGAAGGCGAAAAUUGUAAAAAAGAUUGCAGAUGGCUCGUCUGUUCUCGGGGGUUUCAUAGAGAAGCACCCCCUUUUGUUUAUGCCUGCGGUGUGCGAGCUGAUCACAACCGCCAGCAGGUCGAAGAUGGGGCUUGUUGCAAAGUUCAACGCGCUCAGCAAGGAGAUUGUUUCGCGGGAGGCCAUAGAGGCGUGUCUUGACGAAAAAACAAACAAAAAAGACUUUCUCAACUUUGUGGGAGAGUCCACGGUGCGUCGCGAGAUGCUGGGGAUAGUCGAGAGCCUGGCAGAGGACCGGUCCAUGUGGGUCCGGUGCAAGGUCCCGGAGAUACUCUAUGCGAAGUCGAAGAGCACCUUCUACACGUCGGCAACUGCAGCCUCCAUCCGAGAAAGUGCGGUGGAGAUAUGGGGGCGGCGCAUGCACGACUCGUCCGCGCAGGUCAGGCUGGAAAUGCUCAAGAAGACGACGCCGGCGCAGAUUGCCGAGGUGCCGGAGAUGCGGGCGGCCGUUCUGGAAAGGCUGCGCGACACAAACAGAGACGUCCGAAGGGAGGCGCUGAAAAUAGCAGCGCAGGAGUGCAUGGAGACGCUCCAGAAAGACGCAGGCAGCGCGCACGCAGGCGCAUGCUUCGUGUGCAGAAAGCGCGGGAUUAAGACGUUUGCGGUGGUUGACGUUUUAAUGUCUAUGUUUAUAGACGAUCAUGCAGCGCAGGUGGGCCUGGUAAAGGCCUUUUUUGCCUCUCUGAUGGCAGGGAAAGCGUCCUGCACGCUUGCGCAGCAGCACAUUUUGGCGGAGAUAUUCUACAUGGUGGAUGCGGCGCCGGAAGACAUAGAGAAGCUGACAGGCUGUGCGGCGGCCCUGAGCGUGCUCGACAUAAACGCGUUCGACGUGCCGGAUGUCUGCAGCGCGCACCAAAACACAGUGAAGCUGCUGGAGAAGGUCCUGGGCCCGGAAUCUGCGCCCACACACGCAGUCCCAAGCGUGGACUCGCCCAUAAGCAUAGUGGUUAUGCUGUGCGAGGGAUACCCGAAAGGACACAUUCCCGGAGAGCUCAUGGAGAUUUUGAGAAAGCUGGCGAAAAAGGCGUCAGAAGACAUUUUUUAUAGAGUGGCCCGGCUGAUAUCAGUUGCAGAGUACAACACAGGGAGCGGAUGGGGGGCGCCGCUGGAGUACGACUCGGGCCUUCCAAGAGAGUAUCUGGAGAUAAAGCAGGCGUGCACAAGCGAGGGGUACGACUUCUCAAUGGACAUGUCCAGAAUAGAGGACAACUCCUUGCUGGGCUCUGUAAGCAUGAGCACGGACAUGGUGGAGCAGGAAAAAAAGCUUGAAGGGUUCAGCAGAAAAAUGCUUCUCAUGGUGCAGAUGGACCUGCUGGAGUGCUGCAUCCGGUCUGCUAUUUUGGAGAGGACCGUGUUUAAGCACCUCCUGUCGCGCCCGUACGAAGAGCAUGCCUACUUUGAAGGGUCGCUGUUUUUCAAGCAAAGGCUGGUGAUAGGGAUCAGGUCGCACCCGGACACCGAAAUACGGCUGAUCUUUUCGGUGGUUUCGGUUUUGGUGUGCAGGCAGACGUCGCUGGCCCUGAACGGAAAGAGCGUGAUAAGCGUGCUCGGGCUUCUCUGCUGGGUGUGCAUAGAGUACACCCGGGAGAGGGCGGUGGAGGCAGUCAUGUCCUUGUUUAGGUCCAACGCGCAGAUCGCACAGGAGUUUUUCUCGUUCUUUGCAAACCUCAAAAGGUUCUCUGUCGAGGACCAGCACAAGAAGACCGAGCUGUACGUGCUCUCCGAGGAGGUGCACGCCAUGCUUGUGAAGGAGGCCAGCAAGCUUGGCAUAAACCCAGCGCAGUACUCAAACGACAUGCCGGCGGGGCUUGUCGAGGAGCUCAAAGUCCGGGGCGGAUGGGCAGCGACUCUCUCAGUGCUGGAUGACGACCACUUCAGCGCAAACCUGCUGACAGUGUUCAAGCCCAAGCCGAGCAAGCAAACAUAA
Molecule: messenger RNA, 2445 nt
Organism: Nematocida major
Lineage: Eukaryota; Fungi; Microsporidia
Exons: 1
Coding region: 1-2445 (814 amino acids)
Source: RefSeq, a predicted model, not a curated record